AUGGGACAACGUUUUCGGAUCGAUGCUUGUCGGAUGGUAUCGAUGAAUGAAAAUUUCGAAGUUUUCUUCGAUAUUGACGGAACUGUCGAGUGGAUUCGAUCGUGUAGUUAUAAACGUGUCGCUUUGCAAUUUCCCGACAUUUACCUUUCGAUUUCGGUUGAUGUUGCAAAUCUCAUAGAAAUUCGGAGCGAUUCAAAGACUUUUAUUGUUGCCGAUUCGUCCUAUCGGAGUUGUUGUGUCGAUGAAAUAACUGCUCAGCAUGCAAACGUGGACUGCAUUGUUCAUUAUGGAGAAGCAUGUCUUAGUAAGCGAACUGGCAAUCUUCCUGUGCGAUAUGUUUUCGGCAAUUCAGCUAUUGACUUUAGUUCAUUCAAAUCCAAAUUAUGUCAGUAUGAAGCAGAUUUAACAGGAAAAUGUGUCCUACUGUAUGAUACGCAAUAUGCAAAUUUAGCGGAAGCAAUAAUUGAUUGCAUAAAAACUUCUUUAUGCCACGUGGAAUUGAUACAUCUUAAUCUAAUGAUCGAAAAGAAUGGAUCGGACUCGUCAUCAGUUUCACUGGCUCGUCAUAUUCCUUCCGAUUUUCAUAAUUAUUCAUUUUUGACUGUAAUUUUUGUUGGCGAUGAAGAUAGCGCAAUUCUUCCUCUGUGGUUAUUGACCCAUGUUAAUUGCUCAAAAGUGUUCACUUAUUUCCCGAAAACUGGUGAUGCUUCAUUAUCAUGUUCAAAUGCAACUCAACAUUUACGUAAACGUCUUUUUCUGAUUGAAAAAAUUCGCGAUGCUACAACUAUUGGUUUAGUGGUUGGAACUAUUGAUACUCUGGGUCACCGAGAAGUUGUUAAACGUAUGCGAAAACUCUGUAGAGCAGCAGGAAAAAAACUUUAUGUUUUUUCAAUUGGGAAGGUAAACGAGGCCAAAAUCUCAAAUUUUGCUAAUGAUAUAGAUAUAUUCGUUAUUAUCUCAUGCCCAUUGGGUGUUAUAUUGGAUAAAAGAAAUUACAUACGACCAUUAGUAAGUUUAUUUGAAGCUGAGAUUGCUUUAAACGAUUACCAUGAUUGGAGUUGUGGAAAAGGAUGGACUGCUGAAUUUAGCAAUUUUGUUAAUGAUGCGAUUGAGGUCAAUGGAUUAAAAGAACCAGAUAUUAGCAUGAUAACUGGUCGGUUACGGACUAAUGGAUGCGAUGAAGUGGACGAAAGUUCGAAUUACUGUCGAGAUAUUUGUUCAUAUGUUGCCGGAAAUCAUUUCGGAACACGUUCGUGGAAAGGUCUUGAUGACGUUUCUACUGGCAUGGAAACUUUACAGCUUCAAGAAGGGCGUUCUGGUAUAGCUUCUGGUUAUAAUAUUGAACCAGUGGAUGCAUAA
Molecule: messenger RNA, 1359 nt
Organism: Dracunculus medinensis (Guinea worm)
Lineage: Eukaryota; Metazoa; Nematoda; Chromadorea; Rhabditida; Dracunculidae
Source: the annotation of a GenBank genome assembly